UUGAGUCUCUUUCCUCUCCUUUCUACAAAACGUUCACGACUUCACGCGCGCGGCUUGUCCAGUUGUCCUAAUACCUCGCUUCGUCCGGUUUGGUCGGCGCUGUCUCCAAAUCUCUUUGUCUUUUUCUUUUUCCCUUCCUAACUGAGUUGAGUUCUGUCUCGUCCUUUUGUUCCAUGCUUCUCUAGAUGUACCCGCGCUUCAAUGUCUCACCUGUGUACGACGGAGGAGCGAAAUUGGAUGAUCAUUCGCUUUUAUGGAUGAAUUUAAGAUUGGAUGAUCAUAUGCCGCUUACUGUAUAUGCCGUCUUCUCCUUCUCGCUCUAUACUCAUCAGAGGUCUCACUGUAUCCAAAAUUUGCAAGUUUAUUCCUCAAUCUUGGAAACAGCCACCGAGACUUAUCUCAAAACCCCAGUAUGAAUCAGUUCCAGCAACUCUUUUCAAAUCAUUUAGAUAUUGCAUCGCUCAUGGUCACUUUUAUGAAGCUUUCAGAGCUUUCUCUCUGCUACGUCACCAGUCUGGUUCUCACGAACUCGUUUUCCGUUCAGCGGCUUCCCUUUUAUCCACCUGUGUGGAGUUUAAUGAGUUCGUUUCAGGGCAGCAAAUCCAUGCUUAUUGUAUCUCGUCUGGUUUGGAGUUUGACCCUGUUUUGGUCUUAAAGCUUGUUACUUUCUACUCUGCUUUCAAUCUCCUUGACGAAGCUCAGACCAUUACUGAGAACUCUGACAUUUUCCAUCCCUUUCCGUGGAAUGUGCUGAUCGAUUCUUAUGUUAGGAACAAACGGUUUGAGGAGUCUGUUUCUGUUUACAAACGAAUGAUGGGUAAAGGGGUUCAACCGGAUGAGUUUACUUACCCGUCUGUUCUCAAGGCUUGUGGAGCACUACUUGAUUUUGCAUCUGGAAGAGUGGUUCAUGGCUCCAUUGAGGUGAGCUCUCACAGAUGCAGCUUGUACGUCUGCAAUGCGUUGAUAUCUAUGUAUAAAAGAUUUGGUAAAGUGGAUAUCGCUCGGAGAUUGUUUGACAGGAUGUCUGAAAGGGAUGCUGUCUCAUGGAAUGCAGUAAUUAACUGUUAUGCUUCUAAAGGUAACUUAGAGGAAGCUCUUGAGCUUUUUGAUAGAAUGUUACAAUCUGGUGUAGAAGCGACUGUUGUAACUUGGAACACAUUAGCUGGAGGUUGUUUGAAGAUAGGAAAUUAUGUUGGUGCUUUGAAUUGUGUACUUGAGAUGAGAAAUUACAACGUGGGAUUAGAUUCUGUAGCUAUGAUUAAUGGUUUGACGGCAUGCUCACACAUUGGGGAGUUACGAUUGGGAAAAGUAUUUCAUUGUCUUGCAAUUAGUAGUGGUUUCAAUAACAUUGACAAUGUUCGUAAUUCGUUGAUCACAUUGUACUCAAGAUGCGGUGAUCUUAGGCACGCCUUUUUAGUGUUUCAGGAGAUUGAAGUGAAUAGUUUGAGUAGGUGGAAUUCUGUCAUUUCGUGUUAUGCGCACAACAUGAGAUCGGAAGAGACCUCUUUCCUGGUGAGGGAGAUGUUGCUUUAUGGCUUUCACCCGAAUUACGUUACGCUUGCAAGCAUUCUCCCUCUUUGUGCUCGUGUGGCAAACCUGCAACACGGGAAAGAGAUUCACUGCUACAUCCUGAGACGUCAAAGCUUCAACGGCUCUUUAAUCUUGUGGAACUCCCUUUUUGAUAUGUAUGCCAAAUCCGGUGAAAUUAUAGCUGCAAAGCGAGUAUAUGAUUCAAUGAGAAAGAGAGAUAAAGUGACAUACACUUCCUUGAUAGGUGGAUAUGGCAUGCUGGGUAAAGGAGAAGUCGCAUUGUCAUUGUUCAAGGAGAUGAUCAGAUCCGGAAUGAAACCUGAUCACGUAACUAUGGUUGCAGUUUUAUCAGCUUGUAGCCAUUCCAAUUUAGUUCGUCAAGGACAAAGCUGGUUUGGGAAGAUGCAGACUGUUUUCGGUAUACACCCUCGCCUUGAACACUAUUCUUGUAUGGUUGAUCUUUAUUGCAGAGCAGGUCACCUGGCUGCAGCCAGAAAGAUAUUCCUGAAAAUACCUUACGAGCCAUCUAGUGCCAUGUGUGCUACUAUACUGAAAGCGUGCCUCAUCCACGGGAACACAGACAUUGGCGAAUGGGCUGCAGAUAAGCUACUUCUUGAGAUGAAGCCAGAACACUUAGGACACUACAUGUUGCUAGCAGAUAUGUAUGCAGCUACUGGUUCUUGGAACAAACUUGUAACGGUGAAGACUUCCUUGAGUGACAUGUGCUUGCAAAAGGCUCAUGAUUUUGCUUUGAUGGAAACAGAUUCCGGGUUAGAUGGAGUGAAUGACAAGCCUAUGAUCGAUUCUGCAGUUAAUCAGGAGCAAAGUUCAGAUGAAGAACGUCUUGUAGAAGUAGGAUAAAGAAUCAAAGACACUGAUAGAAGAAUAAUAUUUUUUUACUAUUCCAUGCUUCAGGAUGAUCAAACUGGAGCAUCAAUUUGUUGAUUGUACAUAUAUAAUAAUCCUAUAGAGCAAAAGCAAGUUUUAUAUGCAUGAUUUCUCAGCUAA
Molecule: messenger RNA, 2538 nt
Organism: Camelina sativa (false flax)
Lineage: Eukaryota; Viridiplantae; Streptophyta; Magnoliopsida; Brassicales; Brassicaceae
Product: pentatricopeptide repeat-containing protein At1g22830-like
Biological process (GO): RNA modification
Molecular function (GO): protein binding; RNA binding
Source: RefSeq, a predicted model, not a curated record